AAUUUAGAACACACGGCACUCGCAAAUCUAGUUUCUACUGCAUCUACUUCGACAGUACUACUUAGUUCUCCACUAGUACUGUCAUUAGUUGUAUUGUUACGCGAUAAUAUAUGUCUAUUUAUACACACAAAUUUUUAGUAGUUAUUGCCAUAUUAACAAUGACAAGUGAUUUAUCCAUUGAGUAUUCAUUUCCUGAUGGGUUUAUGUUUGGCGCUUCAACAGCUGCUUAUCAAAUAGAAGGAGCAUGGAAUGAAGAUGGAAAGGGAGAAAGUAUUUGGGAUCGUUUAGUCCACUCUCGCCCAGAAUCAGUAGCAGAUGGUUCAAAUGGUGAUAUUGCCUGUGAUUCUUAUCAUAAAUACAAAGAAGAUGUAGCGCUUAUUAAAGGAUUAAAUGCAAAAUUUUAUCGGUUUUCAAUUUCAUGGACUCGUAUAGCACCAACUGGAGAAAUGCAUAAACUAAAUCCUAAAGGAAUAGAGUACUAUAAUCGUUUAAUUAAUGAAGUGCUCGCAAACAAUAUUGAACCAAUGGUUACAAUGUAUCACUGGGAUCUUCCUCAAUAUUUGCAAGAUUUAGGAGGAUGGACAAAUUCUAUAAUGGCCAACUACUUUGAAGAAUAUGCAAAAGUUUUAUUUUCAAAUUUCGGUGAUAGGGUUAAAUGGUGGAUUACAAUUAAUGAACCAAUGCAAACAUGUAGAGGAUAUUCAAUGCAAAUGUACGCUCCAUAUUUGAAAUUAGACAAGACAGGGUAUUAUUUAGCUGGCCAUACUCAGCUUUUAGCACACAGUAAAGCUUAUCAUUUAUACAAUGAAAUGUUUAGAGAUAAACAAAAAGGGAAAAUUAGCAUUUCUAUCAAUGCAAACAUGUAUUUGUCGAAAAAUGGGAGCUCAAAAAUUGACCAAGACGCUGCUGAACGGGCCAAUCAAUUUGAACUAGGGUGGUUUGCUCAUCCUAUAUUUAAGGGUGAUUAUCCUCCAGUAAUGAGACAGUGGGUAGAUAGGAAAAACAAAGAAAUAGGACGAGCGUGGUCAACAUUACCAAAAUUUACAGAAGAAGAAAUCAAACUAAUUCAUGGUUCAGCUGAUUUCUUUGCUCUUAAUCAUUAUACGUCCUGGCAUGCAUCACACGGAAAAGAUCUAAAUCCAUAUUGUAAUUCAGAUGCAGAAUAUAUAGGUUCUUUUGAUGAUGAAACAUGGAUGGGUUCAAUACUAUUUUGGCUUAAGGUUGUACCAGAAGGUUUACACAAACUUCUUGUAUGGAUUAAAAACGAGUAUAACAAUCCUCCACUAAUUAUUACUGAAAAUGGAUUUGUUGAUGAUGGUCGAAUAAACGAUUUAGAUAGAAUUCACUACAUUAAAACUUAUUUAAAUGCUACACUUCAAGCUAUACACGAGGAUAAAUGCAAUAUUAUAGGUUACAUAUAUUGGACCUUGUUGGAUAAUUUUGAAUGGCUGGACGGAUAUGGUUACCAUUUUGGAAUAGUUAGUGUAGAUUUCAAUGAUUCCAAGAGACCUCGCACACCAAAAGCGUCGUAUCAUUUUUUUAAAUCUGUCAUAGACACCAAAAAAUUAGAUGGUCAAUAAAAUACCUUCACAGAAGAGUUAUGAUUUGUUUAUUAUUUUUAUUAUAGCUCCAUUUUUGUUUAAAUAUUUUAUAAUAAUAAUUAAAAAUUUGAUUUUUAUUAAUUUA
Messenger RNA from Daktulosphaira vitifoliae (grape phylloxera), 1686 nucleotides. Its product is annotated as myrosinase 1-like. Gene Ontology annotation, molecular function: beta-glucosidase activity. NCBI's taxonomy places the organism in Eukaryota, Metazoa, Arthropoda, Insecta, Hemiptera, Phylloxeridae. The record is from RefSeq and is a predicted model, not a curated record. Gene Ontology annotation, biological process: carbohydrate metabolic process. The transcript is spliced from 12 exons. Bases 111 to 1580 code for a protein of 489 amino acids.